GGAUUCCCCAUAAACAAAACUAUAGUGGUCCUGCACGCAGCUACCUGACAGUUACCCACACGGACCUAACGAACCAUCAUUCAAUAUCUGAACCAUGGGGCCGACAGGUGAGGCAGUGAAUGGCAGCCAGGUGCCGGUCUGCUCCGAGAACCAUCUGCGUUGGGACUUGAGCACGGAGCAGAUCCAGCAGCUUACCGACGAGCUUAUUGCCAACACCAAGAAGGUGUACGAUGGCGUGGGAGCGCUGGACCUCGACAGCGUCACCUUUGAGAACACACUGAAGGCCCUUGCUGACGUGGAGGUUGAGUACACCGUCCAGAGGAACAUGUUGGACUUCCCGCAGCACGUCUCUUCCUGUAAGGAAGUCCGAACAGCGAGCACCGAGGCUGACAAGCGUCUGUCUGAGUUCGACGUGGAGAUGAGCAUGAGGGAGGACGUGUACCUGAGGAUUGUCGCUCUGGAGAAGAAGGUGGAGGCCAGCAGCCUUACUGCAGAGUCCAAGCGUUACAUGGAGCGUCUGGUCAAACUGGGGAGGAGGAACGGUCUCCACCUGCCCAAAGAGAAACAGGAGGAGAUCAUGACCAUCAAAAAGAAGCUGAGCAACCUGUGCAUCGAUUUCAACAAGAACCUGAACGAGGACACCACCAGUCUCUCUUUUACCAGAGACGAGCUGGGCGGCCUCCCAGAGGACUUCCUCAGCUCUCUCGAGAAGGACGGAGAGAAGCUGAAGGUCACCCUCAAGUAUCCUCAUUACUUUCCAACCAUGAAGAAAUGCUACGUCCCAGAAACCCGCAGGAAGCUGGAGGAGGCCUUUAACUCCCGCUGCAAGGAGGAGAACUCUGCCAUCCUGAAGGAGCUGGUGGAGCUCCGGGCUCAGAAAAGCUCUGUGCUCGGCUUCACCACGCAUGCUGACUUUGUCCUGGAGAUGAACAUGGCGAAAACUGGGAAGAAGGUGGCCGGCUUCCUCGAGGAUCUAGCUCGUAAGCUGAAGCCUCUGGGUAUUGAGGAGCGAGCAGUCAUCCUGAAACUGAAGGAGAAGGAGUGUCAGAAGAGAGGUCUGCCUUUCACCGGAGAGCUGCACGCCUGGGACACGCGCUACUUCAUGACCCAGGUGGAGGAGACUCAAUACGCAGUGGAUCAGAACCUGCUGAAGGAGUACUUCCCCAUGGAGGUGGUGACUCAGGGUCUACUGGACAUCUACCAGGAGCUGCUGGGUCUGACCUUUGAGCUGGUGGGGGGGGCGGUUGUGUGGCACCCGGAUGUCACUCUGUACUGUGUGAAGGACCGCAGCAGUGGGCAGGUGGUGGGGCAGUUCUACCUGGACCUCCACCCCAGGGAGGGGAAGUACGGUCACGCUGCGUGCUUCGGCCUGCAGCCCGGCUGCCUCCUACCUGACGGCAGGCGUCAGAUGUCGGUUGCGGCCAUGGUGGCCAACUUCAGCAAGCCGACGGCUGACACCCCGUCUCUCCUGCAGCACGACGAGGUGGAGACGUAUUUCCACGAGUUCGGACACGUCAUGCACCAACUCUGCGCUGAGUCGGACUACGCCAUGUUCAGCGGGACUCAUGUGGAGCGGGACUUCGUGGAGGCACCAUCUCAGAUGUUAGAGAACUGGGUGUGGGAGAGAGAGCCUCUGCAGAGGAUGUCCAAGCACUACAAGACCAACAGUGCAAUCCCAGAGGAACUGCUCGACAAACUCAUCAAGUCUCGCCUUGCCAACACCGGUCUGUUUAACCUGAGGCAAAUCGUCCUGGCUAAAGUGGAUCAGGCUCUGCACACUAGGAACGGACUGGACGCUGCAGAGGAAUACGCACGCCUCUCUCAGGACAUCCUUGGAAUCCCUGCUUCACCAGAAACCAACAUGCCGGCGACCUUUGGGCACCUGGCCGGCGGCUACGAUGCUCAGUACUACGGUUACCUUUGGAGCGAGGUGUUUUCCAUGGACAUGUUCUUCGCACGCUUCAAACAAGAUGGAAUCAUGAAUCCGAAGGUUGGUAUGGACUACAGGAAGUACAUCCUGCGACCUGGCGGCUCAGAGGACGCCUCCGAGAUGUUGAGGAAGUUCCUCGGGCGGGAACCGAAACAGGAAGCGUUCCUGCUGAGUAAAGGAUUGACCGUGGAGCAGGACGCCAGCACGCCGUGUCCCUGCUGACCAAUCACAGCGUUUCAGAGAACAACGGACUGAUGACUGAGGUUUUCUAAAAAAAUUGUGCAAAGUUUUCUACAUGUAGGAAAAAUAGCAUUAAUAAAAUGAUUUGAGGUGA
Molecule: messenger RNA, 2264 nt
Organism: Eleginops maclovinus (Patagonian blennie)
Lineage: Eukaryota; Metazoa; Chordata; Actinopteri; Perciformes; Eleginopidae
Gene: thop1
Product: thimet oligopeptidase 1
Exons: 15
Coding region: 95-2152 (685 amino acids)
Biological process (GO): proteolysis; peptide metabolic process
Cellular component (GO): mitochondrial intermembrane space
Molecular function (GO): metalloendopeptidase activity
Source: RefSeq, a predicted model, not a curated record